GAAUUAGUCGUUGAUUAAGUGGUGCAGUGAAAUAAUCCAAAUUCCCCGCAGAGUAUUCUCAACUCUUCCCUAUUGUGAGCUCAGUGUUUAGUGGCGAGAAUUUGUAAAAAGAAAAAUCAAUCACUAUGCAUAAUCAAUUGCAUAGAAUUAGUGCUGUGCUCAGGAUGAGGCAGAAGAUGGCCAAAUUUCAGGAAUUCAGGCAAAUUGCCCGAUCAUUGGCCACAAUUCCUGAACUUUUCCCCAAUAAAACGGAUUUCCCAACACGACAUAUUGGUCCACGUAAGACAGACGUAGUGAUGAUGCUGGAACUUCUAGGCUUCAAGUCCUUGGAUGAAUUAUCAGACAAAGCCGUUCCAAAGGAGAUUCAACUAAACAGACCACUAAUAAUUGAAGAUCCUCUGAACGAACACGAGCUGAUUGAUCGUAUUAGGAGUAUUGCAAAAACCAAUGAGAUUUGGCGCUCAUACAUUGGUUUGGGUUAUCACAACUGCUACGUUCCGCACACAAUUCAGAGGAAUAUCUUUGAGAAUCCCGGCUGGACUACGCAGUACACUCCAUAUCAGCCAGAAGUAGCUCAAGGGCGCCUCGAGUCCUUGCUCAACUACCAAACUAUGGUGGCAGACUUAACAGGACUCGAAGUUGCGAAUGCUUCACUCCUUGAUGAAGGUACAGCAGCUGCUGAAGCUAUGAGCCUGUGUUUGCGGCACAAUAAACGCAUGAAGAUCUACCUGUCUGAUCGUCUUCAUCCUCAAACUAUAUCCGUUGUCAAGACCAGAGCUGUUGCCUUCAAUCAGGAAGUCAUUGUUGGACCUUUAAGUGAAGUUGAUCUGACAAAGAGAGACAUCUCUGGGGUUCUUCUGCAAUAUCCAGACACUUACGGAGAUGUCCAAGACUUUGCUAAACUCUCUGCAACCGCUAAAGCCAACGGGACUCUGGUUGUUGCUGCAACAGACUUGAUGGCUCUUACCCUGCUGAGACCACCUGCAGAGUUUGGAGCUGAUAUUGCAGUUGGUACGUCACAGCGUCUUGGAGUUCCUCUGGGUUACGGAGGGCCACAUGCAGGAUUCUUUGCAUGCAAGCAAACUCUUGUUAGGCUCUUGCCUGGUCGUAUGAUUGGAGUAACACGUGAUAUGGACGGUCAUGAUGCCUACCGCUUAGCCUUGCAGACACGUGAGCAGCACAUCAGGAGAGACAAGGCAACAAGCAAUAUUUGCACAGCUCAGGCUCUACUGGCCAAUAUGUCAGCAAUGUAUGCGAUCUACCAUGGCCCAGAAGGACUUAAGGAGACAAACAGGAUUCACAACGGUGCCAUUACGCUGUAUGAAGGAAUUCGUGCCGCAGGUCACAGGAUCACCAACAACGUCUUCUUCGAUACACUUCACAUCGUUCCUAAUGGCAGCAUGAAUGUGGAUGAAAUAAAAUCCCGCGCUGAGAGUAAAAAGAUAAACCUGCGCUACUUCGACGACGGAUCUGUUAGCAUUGCUCUGGAUGAGACGGUUAAAACUGAAGAUCUCGAGGACUUACUGUGGAUCUUCAAGGCGCAACCUGUUGCUGAAGUCAUUGAUAGGCAAAACAUCAUGGAGAACUCUAUUCACAAUUCACCCUUCAAGCGCACCUCACCAUUCCUUACGCAUCCUGUCUUCAACAAACAUCACAGCGAAUCCCGUAUGGUUAGAUAUAUGAAGCAGUUGGAAAAUAAGGAUAUCUCCUUGGUUCACUCAAUGAUCCCCUUAGGAUCCUGUACGAUGAAGCUUAAUUCAACAACAGAAAUGAUCCCAUGCUCCUUCAGACACUUUACAGAAAUUCAUCCAUUUGCUCCGGUUGAGCAGGCUAAAGGCUACCACAAGAUGUUUGAAGAGCUUGAAAAGGAUCUGUGUGAGAUCACCGGGUAUGACAAGAUUUCCUUCCAACCGAAUUCAGGAGCACAGGGUGAAUAUGCUGGACUUCGAGCAAUUAGGAGCUAUCACGAAUCCAAGGGAGAACAUCACAGGAAUAUCUGCUUAAUCCCUAUCAGUGCUCAUGGAACAAAUCCAGCUUCAGCUCAAAUGGCAGGAAUGAAGGUCCAGGCUAUUAAAGUCUGCAGCGACGGGAGUAUUGAUAUGGUUCAUCUGAAGGAGAAACUUCAGCAGCACAGCAAUAACCUGUCAUGCCUGAUGAUUACAUAUCCCAGCACACAUGGAAUCUUUGAGGAGACAGUUCAUGACAUCUGUCGUCUGGUUCAUCACUACGGUGGACAGGUUUAUUUAGAUGGAGCCAAUAUGAACGCUCAGGUUGGUCUAUGUCGUCCUGGAGACUACGGGAGCGAUGUUUCUCACUUGAACCUUCACAAAACCUUUUGUAUUCCUCACGGUGGAGGAGGACCAGGAAUGGGACCAAUCGGUGUGAAGAAUCACUUGGCUCCAUUCCUUCCGAGUCAUCCAAUCAUUGCCCCAUUCGGCUUCUUAGGAGCUGAUCAGCAGAGCUUUGGAACAGUCAGUGCUGCCCCAUACGGCAGUUCGGCAAUUUUGCCAAUUUCCUGGUCUUACAUCAAACUAAUGGGUGGAAAGGGAUUAAAGCGUGCCACACAGGUGGCCAUUCUCAAUGCAAACUACAUGUCAAAGCGUCUUGAGAAGCACUACAAGACCCUCUACAAGGAUCCCCGUAGUGAUUUGGUUGCCCAUGAAUUUAUUCUCGAUAUUAGGGAUCUCAAGAAGACAGCCGAUAUUGAAGCUGUUGAUAUUGCAAAGCGCCUCAUGGACUACGGUUUUCAUGCUCCAACAAUGUCUUUCCCCGUAGCAGGAACCCUCAUGAUUGAACCAACAGAGUCUGAGGACAGAGAAGAGCUGGAUCGCUUCUGUGAGGCCAUGAUUGGCAUUAGGAAUGAAAUUAAGGAGAUCGAAGAAGGACGCAUGGACAGGCGAAUGAAUCCACUUAAAUUAGCUCCUCAUACUCAACUUCAGGUUGUUUCGAGUAACUGGAACAGGCCGUACACAAGGGAACAGGCUGCCUUCCCAAUUUCUCUUGUGAAGCCAGAUAACAAAAUAUGGCCAACUGUUGGAAGAAUUGAUGACAUUUACGGAGAUAAGCAUUUGGUUUGCACGUGUCCACCUAUGCUACCGGAUUAUUAAACUCACAAAACAUGUAUAAAUAAAAUAUUUUUUUAAUCGUAA
Lutzomyia longipalpis is the source of this 3149-nucleotide messenger RNA. RefSeq names its product glycine dehydrogenase (decarboxylating), mitochondrial. Lineage: Eukaryota; Metazoa; Arthropoda; Insecta; Diptera; Psychodidae. The record is from RefSeq and is a predicted model, not a curated record. Gene Ontology annotation, cellular component: glycine cleavage complex; mitochondrion. Gene Ontology annotation, biological process: glycine decarboxylation via glycine cleavage system. Gene Ontology annotation, molecular function: glycine dehydrogenase (decarboxylating) activity; pyridoxal phosphate binding; glycine binding.